Messenger RNA from Acanthoscelides obtectus, 711 nucleotides. Lineage: Eukaryota; Metazoa; Arthropoda; Insecta; Coleoptera; Chrysomelidae. The record is from the annotation of a GenBank genome assembly.
AUGGAGUGGACUGAAGAAGUAACGAUUAAAUUCAUUAACAGUUAUAGCACAAAGGCACAGGAAGAGAUUGAAGACGAAGAAACAGAUGAUAAUGAGGCAUCUGAUGGUGAAUCAACAUUGACAGAUAACGACGUUGUGAAGGAGACUCAGGAGGUUAUACAUAAUAGACCGAAAAGAAAAUUGACGGAUGUAACACCAAUUAGAAAACAGCAAAGAAAAAGUGAAGAUUCUGAUAAAUUAGAUAGAGCUUUUCAAAUACUGUCAAAAGCAUCAGCAAACGCCAAUAACCCAGAAGGACACAACGAAUGUCAGAUAUUUGGAAAUCUUGUGGCUAAAAAAUUGGCUAAAUAUUCGCCUGAAUUGCAGAUCAAUACACAACAAGCGAUUAUGAAUAUUUUAUUUAAAGCAGACAGCAUCCAUAUUCGCCAAAAUUCAAGCAAUUUCCAAUCCCCACCACAACGUACUGACACUAUUCACUCAUUUUUUUCGAAUUAUCAGGCUAACCAAGAAUCCUGUUUUAAUCAAGAGCCAUCACAGUUGUCAUCUCCAACAUAUAGUUAUGGUAAUUCAAAUCCCUCGACCUCGAGUGACAAUAAUACUCCUCUCCCUCCUUCUUUGCCACACGAGUUAUUGGAUAUGUCCCACAUUGAACUACAGAGCUUGUAGUUAGUGCAAAUGUUUAAUGUGAGCAACAGUUUAUUUAAUGUAAGC